AUGGCAGCAGCAAUGGAAACAGAACAGCUGGGUGUUGAGAUAUUUGAAACUGCAGAGUGUGAGGAGAAUAUUGAAUCACAGGACCGACCUAAAUUAGAGCCCUUUUACGUUGAACGGUAUUCCUGGAGUCAGCUUAAAAAGCUGCUUGCUGAUACCAGAAAAUAUCAUGGCUACAUGAUGGCUAAGGCACCACAUGAUUUUAUGUUUGUGAAGAGGAAUGAUCCAGAUGGGCCUCAUUCAGACAGGAUCUAUUAUCUCGCCAUGUCUGGUGAGAACAGAGAAAAUACUCUAUUUUAUUCUGAAAUUCCCAAAACCAUCAACAGAGCAGCAGUAUUAAUGCUUUCUUGGAAGCCUCUUUUGGAUCUUUUUCAGGCAACACUGGACUAUGGAAUGUAUUCUCGAGAAGAAGAACUAUUAAGAGAAAGAAAACGCAUUGGAACAGUUGGAAUUGCUUCUUAUGAUUAUCAUCAAGGAAGUGGAACUUUUCUCUUUCAAGCUGGUAGUGGAAUUUAUCAUGUAAAAGAUGGAGGACCACAAGGAUUUACCCAACAACCUCUACGGCCCAAUUUAGUGGAAACUAGUUGUCCCAACAUACGGAUGGAUCCAAAAUUAUGCCCUGCUGAUCCAGACUGGAUUGCUUUUAUACAUAGCAAUGAUAUUUGGAUUUCCAACAUUGUAACCAGAGAAGAAAGGAGGCUCACCUAUGUGCACAACGAACUAGCCAAUAUGGAAGAGGAUCCCAGAUCAGCUGGAGUUGCUACUUUUGUUCUUCAAGAAGAAUUUGAUAGAUAUUCUGGCUAUUGGUGGUGUCCAGAAGCUGAAACAACUCCUAGUGGCGGUAAAAUUCUUAGAAUUCUAUAUGAAGAAAAUGACGAAUCUGAGGUUGAAAUUAUUCAUGUUACAUCCCCUAUGUUGGAAACAAGGAGGGCAGAUUCAUUCCGUUAUCCUAAAACAGGCACAGCAAAUCCAAAAGUCACUUUUAAGAUGUCAGAAAUAAUGAUUGACACUGAAGGAAGGAUUAUAGAUGUCAUAGAUAAGGAACUAAUUCAACCUUUUGAGAUCCUAUUUGAAGGAGUUGAAUAUAUUGCCAGAGCUGGAUGGACUCCAGAGGGAAAAUAUGCUUGGUCCAUCCUACUAGAUCGCUCCCAAACUCGCCUACAGAUAGUGUUGAUCCCGCCUGAAUUAUUUAUCCCAGUAGAAGAUGAUGCUAUGGAAAGACAGAGACUCAUUGAGUCAGUGCCUGACUCUGUGACACCACUGAUUAUCUAUGAAGAAACAACAGACAUCUGGAUAAAUGUAUGCAUUUUUUCCUAUACUUGGCUAAGUGAUUUCAAGUGUCCUAUCAAAGAGGAAAUAGCAAUUACCAGUGGUGAAUGGGAAGUUCUUGGCCGGCAUGGAUCUAAUAUCCAGGUUGAUGAAAUCAGAAGGCUGGUAUAUUUCGAGGGCACCAAAGACUCCCCUUUAGAACAUCACCUGUAUGUGGUCAGUUAUGUAAAUCCUGGAGAGGUGACAAGGCUGACCGACCGUGGCUAUUCCCAUUCUUGCUGCAUCAGCCAGCAUUGUGACUUCUUUAUAAGUAAGUAUAGUAACCAGAAGAAUCCACACUGUGUGUCCCUUUACAAGUUAUCAAGUCCUGAAGAUGACCCAACUUGCAAAACAAAGGAAUUUUGGGCCACCAUUUUGGAUUCAGCAGGUCCUCUUCCUGACUAUAUCCCUCCAGAAAUUUUCUCUUUUGAAAGUACUACUGGAUUUAGAUUGUAUGGGAUGCUGUACAAGCCUCAUGAUCUACAACCUGGAAAGAAGUACCCCACUGUGCUGUUCAUCUAUGGUGGUCCUCAGGUUCAGUUGGUGAAUAAUCGGUUUAAAGGAGUCAAGUAUUUCCGCUUGAAUACCCUAGCCUCUCUGGGUUAUGUGGUUGUGGUGAUAGACAACAGGGGAUCCUGUCACCGAGGGCUUAAAUUCGAAGGCGCAUUUAAAUAUAAAAUGGGUCAAAUAGAAAUUGAUGAUCAGGUGGAAGGACUUCAGUAUCUAGCCUCUCGAUAUGAUUUCAUUGACUUAGACCGUGUGGGCAUCCAUGGCUGGUCCUAUGGAGGAUACCUCUCCCUGAUGGCAUUAAUGCAGAGGUCAGAUAUCUUCAGGGUUGCUAUUGCUGGAGCCCCAGUCACUCUGUGGAUCUUCUAUGACACAGGAUACACGGAACGUUAUAUGGGUCACCCUGACCAGAAUGAACAAGGCUAUUACUUAGGAUCUGUGGCCAUGCAAGCAGAAAAGUUCCCCUCUGAACCAAAUCGUUUACUACUCUUACAUGGAUUCUUGGAUGAAAAUGUCCACUUUGCACACACUAGUAUAUUACUGAGUUUUUUAGUGAGGGCUGGUAAGCCAUAUGAUUUACAGAUCUAUCCUCAGGAGAGACACAGCAUAAGAGUUCCUGAAUCCGGAGAACAUUAUGAACUGCAUCUUUUGCACUAUCUUCAAGAAAACCUUGGAUCACGUAUUGCUGCUCUGAAAGUGAUAUAAUUAUGACCUACGUAGAACUCUGGUGUACACUGGCUGUUUAACCAAAUGAGGAGGUUUAAUUAAUAGAGAACACAGAAUUGAUCAUCACAUUUUGGUACCUGCUACAUAACAUCUAUUUCUGAAAGUAAAUUUGGUGCCAUGCAGGUGUCUGCCGCUUGUAGAUAGUAAUCUAAUAACUUAACCAUACACAUACAAAAUUGAAUGGUACAUAUUUCUAAGGGACCUGGCAAUACCAGGAGAAUUACUGAAAGAAAUAAGACAUUAGCACCACAUAUCCAUACUACCCUAUUUUCACUUUUAAUAGCAUUAUAAACCUCAUGGACUUAAUUAGUGUAUUUUUACAGUAUACUUCUGAAUUUGUUAAAAUAUGAUGAUAUACUGAUUGGUUUGGUUCAAUUCCAGAACCUCUGACUAGUUACCAAUUUGAUAAGCACUUAAAUGUAAUUGAAUAGCUUAUGCUUCAUUGCUUAGGGUGUAUCCAGCAUGUUAUGAACUAAUCACUAUUAAACCUGUGACUUUACCAGUCAUUAAUGAUUUUUCAAGGAUAACUUAGUGGCUUCCUAAAGACACUUACUUUGGCUCUGACCAGUUUUUAGCCAAUUUAAACUAUCUAGUAUAAAUAAUUCUCAUUUUUCUUUGGUAAUGUGACAGAGUGGGUUUUUUCCUUUCACAUAAAGGCAAGUAACUGUAUAUGUAGCGUGGAUUUAAUUAGUCUUAUGAUAUCAUUAAUUACAGAUGGAAAAGUUUUAAUCAAAUGAUUAGAGCUUAAAUAUUUUCAGGCAAGUUAUUAUUAUUAUUAUUUUUACUUUAAGAAAAGGAAAAAGUACACAUUCACCUGUAUUCUUCAGAAAACUUAGUGGUGCCAGUUUCCAUUCAGUAUUUUCUUAUUAAAAUAUUCCAGAGUUUUAGGGAGGUGGAAGGGAAUCACGGUGGGGUGUGGGAGACCAGGGUGUGGGGAAGAAGGUGGUGAGGGUCUGCUUAAGAAUUAAGCAGAAGUAUUUUUAACAAAAAUACUCAUGAAAAAGUUUGGGAAAUAAAAUUUAAACUCCUAGAAUGUUAGUUGAGGAAACCAGAAUUACAUCACUCUGUUGCCAACACAGCUACAGACUAACAUGGUCAGGAGAGGAAAAGUUCCUUAGAGUUACUUUCAUAAUUCCAAAAUUUGUUAUUUUUCCUCUUAAUUUUGGAAACCUUACAGAUUUAAACUUUAUCCUUUUAAAAUAAUUUGAACAUAAUUUACGUAUUGUGAUCUUAAAAUGAAAAGAUUUCCAGACAACCUCUUUACUGUAAGCUAAUCCCCACAAGCCAUGGCUCUCUUUUUCAGUGUUUAAAGCCUAUAAACAGUUUUCUUGAGUUGUAACAACAAAGAUCAUGGGUUUGGAUCCCUGUAUCUCACACACACACACACACACACACACACACACACACACACACACACACACACACACACACGAGUUUUCUUGUUUUCUUGAAAGGCUAUGACAUUUUCCUCAUUUAGCCCUAACACUUGACUAUGAGGGAAGUUCAUAGGCUGAUUAGGAUCUGCCCUCUUAGAGUCUUGGGGUGCUAGAUCACUCACAUUGGAGCCAGUGGCAGGGAAGGUAUCUGAGUUUGAUUCUUUUUAUCACAAGCUUCAGUAUUUGUUACCAGUACUUUUAAACAACUCUUCAAGAAAAAUUGCUCUAUUUCUUUCUCGCCACUAUAGCAAGAGUAGAUUUCUGCCAUGGAGAGCCACAACCUCCAUUAGUAAGGAUGGUUACUGUGUGUCAGAGGUGUACUCAUCAUUGAGGGCCAGGUGGGAUGUGGGGGAAACCCAGAAAUGGCAGGGUGACCUGGUGGUUCUGUCCUUGGAAAGGGGAUUGGAUUUUGCUGUUUGUGUAUUUAUACUGUAUAAUAGAUACCGUAUUUUUCCUUAUUGUCUGUAUAUGUAUUGAUUUUCAUGUUUAUGGUAUUUUCCCAUGCCGCGAUUUUAUAUUUUUUCAAUGUUAAAUUAAAUUGAUUUGGGUAACUUUUCUUCCCCAAAAAAGUAUUUUCCCCUUUGACUUAAGUAUAUAUAUCUGACCUGUUGAGGGUGGUUUUUUUGGGGUCUAGUUGGCCUCCAAGGAUCUAUCCUUAAAUUAUAUGCAAAGUAGGAAUGGUAUACAGUAGCUUUUAGACAGCCACUCAUUUGAAACAUCUUACCCAUUAAGGCUAUUUUUUCAAAAUGGCAUCUCUUACCAAAACAAAGCUUAGAAAACCUCAUGUACUCUUGAAUUCACAGGUGUUUUUCUUUUGUAUCUUGCCUUCCCCUUUCUUCCUAUCACAAGGAAUGUUUCUGUUGUAACUCCUAGUCACUUAAAUGCCAUUCAGCUUCUUUAGGGGGAAAAAAUGUCUGACUGAAUUCACUAGUGGAAAGAAGGCUUGACUAAAUUUGGUUUUUUAUAGCCAAUGUGGAAGACAUCAUAGUCUCGAAGCAAUCAGUAGAAAUCUCACUAAAACUGUUUGUACCCUGAUUAUGGGUAACAACUUAAAAGGCAAGGGUAUAUAAAAGUAACAACAGUUUGUGAGAACCAAAAAGCACUAGGUUAAACAUCAAACUUGGUUUUUGCAGGCUUAAUAAAUGGGUGCACUUGAACAAUAAUCAUCAACAGAUAUAGUUACUUGAGCAUUGUAGAGCAGUGGAGUUCAAAAUCCAAGAUUCAUCUGGGAUGCUUACUAAAAGAAAUGCGAAGUCUUGAAACUCACUCUUAGAGAUUUGUAUUCCAUUGAUUUGGGUGAAGACCAGGAAUGUGCAUUUGUAACAAGCUUUCCAGGUGACUCAAAAGCAAGUCAUCUGUAGACGACUCUAAGAAACUCUUCUAUAGAAAGUGAAGUUGGAAUAAAAAAAUAAUAGGUGAUUUUUAUACUGGACUGCUUUACAAGAACUUCAAACAAUAGGAGAGAAAGCUGCUCAUCUGUGAUAACUAUUGGCCUCUUCUCACUCUGAAAGCAGCAGGAGAUAUUAACUUUGUAUUCCCUUUGGAGAUUCAUUUUGAAUGAAGGUUUUUCCUUCUGUUCCAUUUCUGGCUCUUCCAAGUCCUCACACAAGAGAAUGAAGUCACAAUGCAUGUAUUACCUUUUAAAAGAAUGAGAUACAGGUAUUUAUGCUUACUUUGUUUUUACUACUUGUUUUAUUCCUUACAGAAGGUGUGUCUCAACACUCUACAACAUCAUUUUCUCUUUAGGUAGAAUGAUGUCUAUAAGAUCUUUCGUUAUUAUAGAAUCAUAAAUUUUUCAAGCUGGAAUAAAUCUUUGAUAUAAUCUAAUCUAAUGUUCUCAUUUGUUAGAGGAGGAACCUACAUACUAGAGAAAGGAGAAAAUAUACCCAUGGCCACACAGCCAGUUAACAUUCAGUUGGUAUUAGACUCCAUCCAUAUGUCUUGACUCAUGGUAGUUAAAUGAUAUAUAAGGCAAAUUUUUAAAGAAGUAUUUAUUAAUAUAUUCGUAUAAAACAUUGUAAAGGUAACCACAUAAAAUGGUUAUUUUUUCCAUUCUGAAGUAAAUGCUAAGCAUGCUUAUUAAUGAAGCUAAUUAGUAUAUGACAUUCUAAAGUUAAUUAAAAUUGUUACUCUAAAUGUGUCUUCCUUGGUGUAUUGUGGGGGAUUUGGUUAUUGGGAUGUAGAGUAGAGUGCUUGCUUAAACCUGGGAGCCCAUCUUACAGCUAUUUGAUGUAAGAAAAGAAACAUGGCCAUAUCUAAACUAAGAUAUGUAAGGUGUCUAUUCCUAGCAGAUGUAAAGGAAAACUUUCUGACUUCCACCUUCCCAACCCUACCCAGCCUCACCUGUCCAUCUUCCAGACUAAAAUUUGGAGAUAUGUUAGUGCAAGGUGCUGGGCUCUAGGUAAUCAUUUCAAACAUCCCUCACAGAGAGAAAAAGUAGUGUUUGUAUGUUUGUUUUUAAAUAACCCAAAUACAAAUUUAUGUUGUGUUCAGCAAAAUUGGAGUUCAGGUCUUUAAUUUUAGAACAUAAAGUGCCUGCUGUUUUAAGCAUUGACUUGUAUAAAAAGAAUUGCAUGUCUCACUCCAGUAAGUUUAUGGGUUUUCUCAUUUUAAGCUACAUGGCUUUUAAUCAUGUAAAGUGAAACAUUAGUUUUGUUGCAUUUUAUUAUAGGUUCUUUGUUUGCAAUAAAGACGCUGCUGUAAUUAAUUGA
This is a messenger RNA of Galeopterus variegatus (Sunda flying lemur), 6685 nucleotides long. RefSeq names its product dipeptidyl-peptidase 8 (gene DPP8). Gene Ontology annotation, molecular function: serine-type peptidase activity; dipeptidyl-peptidase activity. The record is from RefSeq and is a predicted model, not a curated record. The coding region runs from base 1 to 2517 and encodes 838 amino acids. The transcript is spliced from 18 exons. NCBI's taxonomy places the organism in Eukaryota, Metazoa, Chordata, Mammalia, Dermoptera, Cynocephalidae. Gene Ontology annotation, biological process: proteolysis.